UAAAACCUCGUCCAACGGUUUUACAAUCAACCCAAAUUCCAAUUUCCAAAACAACCAAACACUCCUCUCCCAAUUCACAAUUUCAUAUUCCAAAAUGGUCAUGUCCAUCCCCCAUCUUACACACAUAUCACUGGCAUUUCUCUCACUCUCUUGCUUCUUCUUCAUCUUACACAUGCUUCUAUCUCGAUCCCGCCGAUUCAACUGGUUCUACAGCUAUGGCCCACCAACAUACCCGAUUCUCGGAUGCUUGAUCGCCUUCUACAAGAAUCGCUACCGUCUAUUGGAUUGGUACACCGAUAUGUUAGCACAUUCGCCGACUCAGACGAUCUUAGUUCAACGCUUGGGUGCCAGGCGGACCAUCAUCACUGCAAAUCCGGAUAACGUUGAAUACAUCCUCAAGACCAAGUUCGAUAAUUUCCCCAAAGGGGAGCCCUUUACGGAGAUCCUCGGCGAUCUCCUCGGCCGUGGUAUAUUCAACGUCGACGGCGAGCUCUGGCACACCCAACGCAAGCUAGCGAGCCACGAGUUCACUACCAAAUCCUUGAGAGAAUUCGUCAUAUCAACGCUCGAAGCUGAGGUUAACGAGAGGCUGGUCCCGAUCUUGAAAUCCGCCGCUGCAGAUCAAACGGUGGUGGAUUUGCAAGAUUUGCUCAGACGGUUCACAUUCGAUAGUAUAUGUAAGGUUUCGUUAGGGACGGACCCGGGCUGCUUAGACCCGUCACUGCCAGUAUCGAAUCUUGCAAGAUCAUUCGACAUGGCGUCGGAGAUAAGCGCAAAGCGAGCCACGUCACCUGUUUUUGCAGUGUGGAAGGCGAAGCGAGCUUUGCGUGUUGGAUCGGAGAAAAAACUCAAGGAUGCUAUCAAGCUUGUUCAUGGUGAAGUGAUGGAGAUUAUUCAUUGUAAGAAACUUAAAAACAAUGAAUUAGAUGAAACAAGUAGUGUAAAUGGAGAUCUUUUAUCGAGGUUGAUAUCGGGCGGUCACGAUGAAGAGGUGAUUCGUGAUAUGGUCAUCAGCUUCAUAAUGGCCGGACGAGAUACAACGUCAGCUGCUCUUACGUGGCUCUUCUGGUUGCUGGCUCGUCAUCCUGAUAUCAAGAAAGAAGUGAUCGAUGAAGUGUCGACGCCGCUGGAAUCGGAUGAAGUAAGAUUAGAUUACGAAAAUUUGAAGGAAAUGAAAUUAGUGAAAGCAUGCUUAUGUGAAUCGAUGAGAUUGUAUCCACCUGUUGCAUGGGACUCCAAGCAUGCACGGCACCAUGACACGCUUCCGGAUGGUACACGUGUGAACAAGGGCGAUAGGGUGACAUAUUUCCCAUAUGGAAUGGGAAGGAUGGAGACAGUGUGGGGCAAAGAUCAGUUAGAGUUCAAUCCAAGACGUUGGUUAGGAUCGACGGUGCAUAUUACAUCUUACAAGUUCCCUGUGUUCCAAGGUGGGCCACGAAUUUGUUUAGGGAAGGAGAUGGCAUUCAUUCAAAUGGAGUACGUGGUAGCUGCGAUGCUGAGGCGGUUCGAGUUCCAACCGGUUCGGCAGGACCCGCCGGUUUAUGUGCCCCUCCUGACUGCUCACAUGGACGGUGGAUUGAAGGUGAUGGUUAAGGAAAGAGGAGGGAAAUCUGUAGGUUCUUAGCUUAAUUUGAAAUGUAGAUGAUAUAAAUUUCAGAAGAGUACCAUUGAGUGUAUACACAGUGUUAGUGUGUAUUGUGUUAGGAUGUCGUAUAUAUGACUCAGUGUUAGUGCAUACACGGAUAUUGAGUGUAAUAUAUUUCCUUGGAAUAGCAUUAUUA
Magnolia sinica is the source of this 1781-nucleotide messenger RNA. Its product is annotated as cytochrome P450 94B3-like. NCBI's taxonomy places the organism in Eukaryota, Viridiplantae, Streptophyta, Magnoliopsida, Magnoliales, Magnoliaceae. Gene Ontology annotation, molecular function: heme binding; iron ion binding; oxidoreductase activity, acting on paired donors, with incorporation or reduction of molecular oxygen. The transcript has a single exon. The record is from RefSeq and is a predicted model, not a curated record. The coding region runs from base 95 to 1624 and encodes 509 amino acids.